CUUCAAAAUCGAGAAGAAUAAAAUCGAUUGAAGAUUCGUAGUUUGAUUAUCAAAUUUGAAACUGUUCAUAUUCAAUCUCGUUUUAUAAUUUGAACAAAUCAUUGUCUCAAAAAUGAGACCUUUAUUGAUCCUCUAUUAGUAAAUCAUUAAUUGGCAAUCAAUAACGUGUACUGAUCGAGCGUCAGUAAAUAACUGAUUCGUUGCUUUCAUAGAGUUAGAACCAACCGCUUCUGAAGGUAUCGUGAAGUCUGUGGAGACAGUUGUCCCCCACUUAUUAAGGUUAAGCACGGUACUCAGAUGCAAGUCAAUCAUAGACAUUUUGUGAGAUUAUGACUUGACAACAGAUUUCUACCUUCACGUGAGCUUGUAGGAACACAAUGUGUUACCUAUCGAGAUAAUCGUCAACAGUUCCCGAGUUCCACUACAGCUCACAGACACGGUGGCAUUGUGACCCUCAAACCCUCACAAAAUCUUCUCAAAAUGGACAAUCAAACUAUGUCCCCUCCUGGAACUGACGUCGAUAUCGAUGACUAUAUUUGGUUUUCCAAUAACUUCACCCCCUUCAUUACCACGGUUCUAGUAAUCUUUACCCUGGCUUGGGUAGUUAGAUUUGUUCAAUACAGAAAAUCAUACAUAGAAUAUGUAGAUAUAAAACCUUCCCUCCAAUCUACAUGUGCUGAUCAACUUGACAGGCAUCAGGGAUACCUUGCCCACCUUUCAGUAUCAUACUAGGCACGUUGAAAUCGAUGGGUGAUCAAUAUGCCCAUGCACCUAUGACCGCGCAUCCUCAUGGAAUUAUGACCAUGAUAUACAACAAAUACAACUUAAAAGAUAUGUUCAUACUGGACAAUUGGCCAUUUUUUCGAUGGAGACAAAUCAUCAUUUGUGAUCCAGUAUGUCCAUGUCUUCCAUCAUGAAUCAACUCCGACGAAUUUAUCAGAGCAUGACUGAUAUUCUAUAGAAUCUCGCAGCACAAUGCACGCAGAAUUAUUCACUUCCGAAAUCACCUGUCGCAGAACAAUAUAUUGGGCAUAUUACUGGGAAAAGAAGUAUUCUACUUACUGACGGUUUGGAAUGGAAGAACAAUCGGGCAUUAUUUAAUCCUGGAUUUGCUCUUGCUCAUCUAACAACACUUAUCCCAAGUAUUGUUGACGAGUCGGAAAUUUUUCGUAAUGUCUUAGGGAAGCUUGCGGACUCCGGAGAGGUUCAUCCAAUAGAAGAAGCGGCUGCGUUUGCGACGAUUGAUAUCAUGGGCCAUGUUGUUCUGGAUAUCAGUCUAAAUUCACAAACUACAGAGAAUGAAUUAGUCGAAUAUUUUCGAAAAUCUAUUUCUUGGACACCGAAAAUUGUGGCGACGAAUCCGCUGGUGAAUUUCAAUCCAUUAGGUCCGAUUAUGCGAAAGUAUUAUGAAUGGAAAAUGGAUGGCUAUCUUGAUAAGAUUUUAGAUGCUCGAUUUGCAGAGAAGGAAGGAAAUGCUUCGAAGAGUAAGAAGAAGCCUGUUAUUGAUGUUGCUCUGGAUGAAUAUAUUCUUCAGCAAGAGGAGGAAAAUAUCGCAUUGGAACAUAGAGGAUUGGAUCAAACAUUCAAGCAAGUGUCGAUUGAUCAAAUGAAAACAUUUCUCUUUGCUGGUCAUGACACAACUUCAAGUACCAUCGCAUACACAUAUCAUCUCCUAGGCGAGAAUCCCAAAUGUUUAGCUAAAGCACGCGACGAAUUGGACAAAGUAUUUGGAAAAGAUGUUGCAAAAACUGGAGACAUGAUCAAGGAAAAUCCGAGUAUCGUGAACCAGUUACCAUACGUAUAUAGCUGUAUCAAGGAAACCCUUAGGAGAUACCCACCAGCAGACACAGCACGACACGGAGAUGAUCUCAUACUCAACUAUGAAGGCAAACAAUAUCCCACUAAGGAUUUCUUGGUAAUGGUCUGCGUUCAUACUAUACACCACCGCGAGGAUCUUUUUCCUUCCCCUUACGAAUUCAUUCCCGAACGAUUUAUGCCCGCUCCGGACAACUUUCAAGAAAUCCCAAAGAAUGCUUGGCGACCGUUUGAAAAAGGAUCCCGAGAUUGUAUUGGACAAGAACUUGCUCUUCUCGAAAUGAAGAUUAUCAUGGCGAUGACAUUGAGAGAAUUUGAUAUAAAAUCCGAUUAUGAGGCAUGGGAUCGAAAUCUUGGAAGAAAAGAACCUGGUGGUACUCUGAAUGGUACACGUGGGAUGUUUGGUGAGAGGUUUUUCAUUUAUAAGAAUUUAGAUGGUUUAAUAUGAUUUUUGCUAACAAAAUAUUAGGAGAUCGUGCUUAUCAAGAAUUAAUCGCAAGUGCUAAGCCAUCUGAUGGGAUGCCAGCGAGGGUUGAGAGAAGAACGCAUAAUUAAUUCGAUCGUAUUAUUACGAUUUGUGAGAUCGGAUGAACCGUGUUCAGCAUGAUUUCAUGCGCCUGAAUUGAAUAUAGAAAGAUGAGAGCAACAGAUGGAAGUGUUACAACACGACUAUUCUUUCCGAUUUUCUGAACAUUUUCUUCCUUUUUCGUCAUAAUACUCUGGCAAAACUUUGGUUGGAGGAAAUUUUAUCAUAUAAAAACACGUUUAAGAAUAUUCAUCUCAAGGUUUCAAAAACGUCCCUUAUAUCCUUAUUCUUCCUCAGCAAAAUAUCCUGAUAAAAUUGGCAUUGGUGUUCCAGGCCGAUCAACCCAUACGAGGUGGUGCUAGAAAUUCCGACAA
This is a messenger RNA of Sclerotinia trifoliorum, 2715 nucleotides long. NCBI's taxonomy places the organism in Eukaryota, Fungi, Ascomycota, Leotiomycetes, Helotiales, Sclerotiniaceae. The record is from the annotation of a GenBank genome assembly.